GGCGCGCGGGGAAGCCCGAGCGGCCCGCUGAGCUGGAGGCCGACUCCACUAAGACAGGUUGCAUCCCGUGAGGAUGGCGCCACCCGCGGCCUAGCCGUCCCGCGCCCCGCGAGCCGCAGCCCGCCUCCCCCGAGGUGUCGCCAGAGUCCGGGCGACCGCGAACAUGCUGGUACCGCUGGCCAGGCUGGCCUGCCCGGCACAUCCAUGCUAUCAUGCCUUAAAAAUUAAGAAAAAUUACCUACCUCCGUGUGCCGCAAGAUGGUCCACCACUUCUGUAGUUCCUCGAAUUACGACCCACUACACCAUUUACCCCCGGGACAAGGACAAGCGAUGGGAAGGAGUGAACAUGGAGAGGUUUGCAGAGGAGGCGGACGUGGUGGUCGUGGGCGCCGGCCCCGCCGGGCUCUCGGCCGCUGCCCGGCUGAAGCAGUUGGCCACCCAGCAUGGCAAGGACCUCCGCGUGUGUCUGGUGGAGAAGGCGGCCCAGAUCGGGGCUCACACCCUCUCGGGGGCCUGCCUUGACCCCCGCGCUCUCCAGGAGCUCUUCCCAGACUGGAAGGAGAAGGGAGCUCCACUGAACACUCCCGUAACAGAAGAUCGAUUUGGGAUUUUAACAGAGAAAUACAGAAUCCCUGUGCCAAUUCUUCCAGGUCUCCCCAUGAACAACCACGGCAACUACAUCGUGCGCCUGGGGCACCUGGUGAGCUGGAUGGGCGAGCAGGCGGAAGCGCUCGGGGUGGAAGUCUACCCCGGCUACGCGGCCGCUGAGGUCCUUUAUCAUGAAGACGGAAGCGUGAAGGGGGUCGCCACCAACGAUGUAGGGAUACAGAAGGACGGGGCACCAAAGGCCACCUUCGAGCGAGGACUGGAACUGCACGCCAAAGUCACAGUUUUUGCAGAGGGCUGCCACGGACACCUGGCCAAGCAGCUCUACAGGAAGUUCGACCUGAGGGCCAACUGUGAGCCCCAGACCUACGGGAUUGGGCUGAAGGAGCUGUGGCUUAUUGAUGAGAAGAAGUGGAAGCCGGGGAGGGUGGACCACACAGUGGGCUGGCCGCUGGACAGACACACGUACGGAGGCUCCUUUCUCUACCACCUGAAUGAAGGCGAGCCGCUCGUGGCCCUCGGCCUGGUGGUUGGUCUAGACUAUCAAAAUCCGUACCUAAGUCCAUUUAAAGAAUUCCAGAGGUGGAAGCACCACCCCAGCAUCCGGCCGACGUUGGAAGGUGGGAAAAGGAUUGCAUACGGGGCCAGGGCACUCAAUGAAGGCGGCUUUCAGGUUUUUCCUACAGCUUUAAGAGAGGCUGUUAAGUUGGAGAAUUGGGUUCUGCUUGUUCAGUGUGAGCUAACAAAUGCACCUGACUGUUCCUCUCCUCAGUCUAUACCGAAACUCGCCUUCCCUGGUGGGCUGCUGAUUGGCUGUAGCCCCGGCUUCAUGAACGUUCCCAAGAUCAAGGGCACCCACACAGCCAUGAAAAGUGGGAUUUUGGCAGCAGAAUCUAUUUUUAAUCAACUAACUAGUGAAAAUCUCCAAUCAAAGACAGUAGGACUCCAUGUAACUGAGUAUGAGGACAGCUUGAAGAAAUCGUGGGUGUGGAAGGAGCUGUAUGCUGUUCGGAACAUCAGGCCGUCCUGCCACGGGGUCCUGGGUGUGUACGGAGGGAUGGUUUACACCGGAAUCUUCUACUGGAUAUUCAGAGGGAUGGAGCCCUGGACCCUCAGACAUAAAGAAGGUUCUGACUCUGAUCAGCUCAAGCCAGCCAAGGACUGCACACCUAUUGAGUAUCCAAAGCCGGACGGACAGAUCAGCUUUGACCUCCUGUCGUCCGUGGCUCUGAGCGGAACGAACCACGAACACGACCAGCCGGCGCACCUAACCCUGAGGGACGACAGCGUGCCCGUGAGCAGGAACCUGGCGGUGUUCGACGGGCCGGAGCAGCGGUUCUGCCCCGCAGGAGUUUACGAGUUUGUGCCUUUGGAACAAGGUGAUGGAUUUCGGUUGCAGAUAAACGCUCAGAACUGUGUGCACUGCAAAACAUGUGACAUUAAAGACCCGAGUCAGAACAUUAACUGGGUGGUACCCGAAGGGGGCGGAGGCCCCGCCUACAACGGAAUGUGAGGUGCACCUGCUUGCCCGGUGCGUCUGACGGCCAGUCUCUCUGAAGUAGGAGGCACGCUAACUUCAGGUUACCUUACGGAGUAUUACUGCUCAGAAUGUUCAUAAAAUAAUUAUCAGGGAAAUAACUAUAUUAUAUGUAAAAUUGUCCCAUAAAAAAAAUCAUGAAUAUUUCUCUUAAAUAAAACUUUGUAAAUUAUGUAGCAUCU
This is a messenger RNA of Vicugna pacos (alpaca), 2325 nucleotides long. NCBI's taxonomy places the organism in Eukaryota, Metazoa, Chordata, Mammalia, Artiodactyla, Camelidae. The record is from RefSeq and is a predicted model, not a curated record.